Sinocyclocheilus grahami is the source of this 1505-nucleotide messenger RNA. Its product is annotated as GRB2-related adapter protein 2-like. The record is from RefSeq and is a predicted model, not a curated record. Bases 540 to 1298 code for a protein of 252 amino acids. Gene Ontology annotation, molecular function: protein binding. The transcript is spliced from 9 exons. NCBI's taxonomy places the organism in Eukaryota, Metazoa, Chordata, Actinopteri, Cypriniformes, Cyprinidae.
GCAUGCGCGUGUCGUGUUGAAUGCGAGAUAAGCUUGACUUCUGUUCUUCCUCCAAAUGUUAUGAAAUAAUAACUGAGUGCGGAGCUGCAGGUGAAGCUGACAUCGUGAGGCUCAGACGACAGACAUACAGAUCAUCAUUUCAUGAGCUCAUCUUCUGCGUAUUUGACCCCUUUCCAACAGUGAGCGUAUGAUUAUGAGAUCCAUCUUUUCACACGGAGGACAAUGAGAGACUCAAACACAACUAUUACAGGAGAUGAAAACAUUUACUGAUGCUCCAGAAAGAAAACACGAUGCAUUCUGGACAGAAUGACGAUGUGCACAUUCUUCUCAUUUUUGAUCAUAUUUUUUUCAUUUAGUACUGCCGUUCAGAAAUAGCCUACUCUUAAUGCAUCGUGUCGUUUUAACUGCUGUUUUUAUCACCAGUCAUUGCAGAUGAACAUGGUUGGAGAUCAAUACAUACACAAUUAUAUUCCAGCAUCAAACAGCUAUAAAAUCUUCUGACGAUGAAUUAAAAAAUUCAUCUCUGAGUUGUCUCCAUCAUGGAGGCGACAGGGAAAUAUGACUUCGCCGGCACAGCGGCGGACGAGCUGAGCUUCAGGAAGGGAGAUAUAAUCAAGAUUGUAGGCACCAAUGACGACUGGUUCAAAGCAGAAGUAAACGGCAUGGAAGGGUUCGUUCCACGGAAUUACAUCAACAUCAGUUUCCCAAGCUGGUAUCAGGAAAACACCAGCCGUCACUCAGCACAGGAAGAGCUGAUGUGUCAACCAAUCGGAUCCUUCGUCAUCCGAGGCUCCCAGAGUUCACCGGGAGAAUUCUCCAUUUCAGUCAGACAUGAGAACGACGUGCAGCACUUUAAAGUGAUGAGAGACCGGCAUGGUCAGUAUUACCUGUGGAGCGAGACCUUCAGCUCCCUCAACAGACUGGUGGAGUUCUACACACACAACUCCAUCUCCAAACAGAGCCGCGUCUUCCUGCUCACAGAGCAGCGGAAUACCUCUGAUUUCCUGCACAGGAAGUCUGCUGAACCCCCGCCCAUCUCUCAGGAGAGACACAAUUACAGAACACCAGCUCCAGCCUAUCUUCGCCCACCCGAACCCUCACCUCCACCACCACCACCACAGGCGUCUGCGCUGCAGGUUCGGGCCAUGUAUGACUUCACUGCGGAGGACGCAGAUGAGCUGAACUUUCACGCUGGAGAUAUUAUCGAGGUUUUAGAUCAGUCCGAUCGUUUCUGGUGGAAAGGUGUUCUGCGUGGGAGAACCGGACUCUUCCCCGUCAACUACACCAAUCCUGUUUGAGGAUCUGUGACACAGUCGUUUGGCUUAAAAUCCGUUUCACCUUCUGCUCUGUUGCAUAAUCAUGAUAUAUGCGUAAAUAUUACAUUAACAGCUCUGAAUUUAAGAAACACAUUUUCACCUUAUCAUGUGUACAGAACACACGGGCACACACACACAUGCACACACACACACACACACACACACUCUCCCACACACACACACACACUC